Molecule: messenger RNA, 720 nt
Organism: Ylistrum balloti
Lineage: Eukaryota; Metazoa; Mollusca; Bivalvia; Pectinida; Pectinidae
Exons: 1
Coding region: 1-720 (239 amino acids)
Source: RefSeq, a predicted model, not a curated record
AUGACUUUCUUUGUGCUGGGGCAUCUAACACUUUCUGAUAGUUACACCCUUAUGCAAGUGUUUGAACAGACAUGUACUGAGAUAGGUGUACCAUUAGCGGGGGAAAAGACUGAGGGCCCUGUGCAAAUCCUUAUAUUUUUGGGUCUGGAAAUAAACACUUUGGAAAUGUCUGUCAAAGUUCCUCAAGCUAAACUAAUAGAGUUCAAAGGUACACUUGAAUCUCUGUAUGGAAGAAAAAAGUCAAGAGUGAAGGAGAUUCAGUCAUUAACAGACCUCCUAAAUUUCUGCUCCCUGGCCAUACCAAGUUCCAGGGGCUUUAGUAGGCGUUUCUAUUAUGCUAUAUCGAGUAUGUCCAAUCCACGUCACCAUAUACGUCUAAACCAGGAACUAAAGGAAGAUAUUCGGGUUUGGUUAGUAUUCCUAGAUUGCUUCAAUGGUGUAACGUACAUCCCCAACCUUGAGUGGUCAUCAAAUACCAAAUUUCAACUCUUUACAGAUAGUGCAAGGGUGGCCAUCUUGGGGCAAGGGCUUAUUUCCAAAGACAUCGGGUGUACUUGGAUGGGAACUAGCGUAUUGCGAGACAUUACAUUUCUUGAAUUGGUCCUUGUUGCUUUGGCCUUUCACAUUUGGGGUACUUCAAUGGUUAAUCACAUAAUUCCCUUGCACAUAGACAAUAGUGCACUUGUAUUAACAAGAAAUCAGCAAGGUCUAAGUGAGUGA